CCUGGAUGUCGGCCGGCUCCCGCUCCUGAAGCCCGCUGGCCUCGCUGCUUGUUCCCGCCAUCGAGCUCUCUGCUGAGUCCUCCACAAGUUCUCGUCUGAGGUCAUCUGCUGGUCCUCCUCCGGUCCUCAGGGCGAGCAGAGUCCCUUCCUUUUACUUUGACCGCAGCGAUGGGGAACCACGGCUCGAACCUGGACGACAUCCUGGCGGAGGACAUGCACCACUGGUACAACAAGUUCAUGAGAGAGUCUCCGUCGGGCCUCAUCACGCUGUUCGAGCUGAAGGCCAUCCUGGGCCUGAAGGGCAUGACUGAGAACGCCAACAGCUACGUGGACCAGGUCUUCUUAACCUUCGACAUGGACGGGGAUGGGUACAUCGAUUUCGUGGAGUACAUCGCAGCCAUCAGUCUGAUGCUGAAAGGAGAAAUCAACCAGAAACUAAAGUGGUACUUCAAACUGUUCGACCAGGACGGCAACGGAAAGAUCGACAGGGAUGAACUGGAGACCAUCUUCUCGGCCAUCCAGGACAUCACACGGAACAGAGACAUCGACCCCGAGGAGAUCGUCUCGCUCAUAUUUGAGAGGAUUGACGUGAAGGGAGAAGGUGAGUUGACCCUGGAGGAGUUCAUCGAGGGAGCCAAAGACCACGAUGACAUCAUGGACAUGUUGAAGAAAAUGAUGGACCUGACGCCGGUGUUAAUCAUCAUCGUGGAGGGCCGGAGGAGGAAGAAGAAAUCACCUGAAGGCUCGAAAGAGUUUAAAAGUUUAAAACACAAAAACGGACUCAAACAGAAACACUACUUUUAUUAA
Messenger RNA from Morone saxatilis (striped sea-bass), 807 nucleotides. RefSeq names its product guanylate cyclase activator 1d (gene guca1d). Lineage: Eukaryota; Metazoa; Chordata; Actinopteri; Moronidae. The coding region runs from base 169 to 807 and encodes 212 amino acids. The transcript has 5 exons. Gene Ontology annotation, molecular function: calcium ion binding; calcium sensitive guanylate cyclase activator activity. The record is from RefSeq and is a predicted model, not a curated record.